GAGAGGCCGCUGCAGGCCGAAGUGGGCGAGGGGGGACCCGCGCGGGCGCCGGGACAGCGGUGUCAGCAGGGGCUGCCGGGCGCGGGCGGCCAGAGCGCGCGGCCGCGGAGCCCGCAGCGUCCCCGGGCCUCGGGGCCCCAUGGCGGCCACGGCGGCGGUGCUCAGGGAGGGCGUGCUGGAGAAGCGCAGCGGCGGGCUGCUGCGGCUGUGGAAGCGGAAGCGCUGCGUGCUCACGGAGCGCGGGCUGCAGCUCUUCGAGGUCAAGGGAGCGGGCGGCCGGCCCAAGGAGCUCAGCUUCGCGCGCAUCAAGGCGGUGGAAUGCGUGGAGAGCACCGGGCGCCACAUCUACUUCACGCUGGUGACCGAGGGCGGCGGCGAGAUCGACUUCCGCUGCCCCCUCGAGGACCCCGGCUGGAACGCCCAAAUCACCCUGGGCCUGGUCAAGUUCAAGAACCAGCAGGCUAUCCAGACGGUGCGGGCCCGGCAGAGCCUCGGGGCCGGGCCUCUCGGUACCCUCGUGUCCUAAACAUUCACGCUCUCCACCUACGCGGUGCUGGGGGUCACACCAGCUUCCCUGCCUCUUUUUGGCUUCAUCUGGCGAGGCAGAGCCGGGGUCACAUGCAGGAAGCUUUGGAGCUGAAGGGACAGACGGCCUGGGAAGGACAGAAGCCACACGAGCCGGGGAGGAAGAUUCAGGGCCUGGACACUCUGUUACUCAGGAUGGACCCAGCUCAGGGCCUUCCAGCCACAGGCCUGACUUGUGUGUCAUGAUGGAGAGCUGGCACCACCGGCCCCGCCUCCCGGCCUCUGCCGUCUGUUCUGCAGGCUGCUGUUUGUCUCCAGCAUGGGACGUUGGGCCUUGGACUUAGGAGGCCAGCCUGGUCCACAGAGGAGGGUCAUCUCUGAACUGACCUCGGUGGGGGGAGCGGACCGGGCUGAGGCCCACACUUGGGGGUCUCCUGCUGCUCUGUUCCCUCUGGGACCCCCACGCCUCCAGGCCUCUCUUUGCACACGUCUUCCCCUGCCUCCUGCCUUCUGCCCCGGGAGGGGGUGGGGUGUGGUGC
Molecule: messenger RNA, 1064 nt
Organism: Rhinolophus ferrumequinum (greater horseshoe bat)
Lineage: Eukaryota; Metazoa; Chordata; Mammalia; Chiroptera; Rhinolophidae
Gene: PHLDA3
Product: pleckstrin homology like domain family A member 3
Exons: 2
Coding region: 140-526 (128 amino acids)
Biological process (GO): negative regulation of phosphatidylinositol 3-kinase/protein kinase B signal transduction; positive regulation of apoptotic process; intrinsic apoptotic signaling pathway in response to DNA damage by p53 class mediator
Cellular component (GO): plasma membrane
Molecular function (GO): phosphatidylinositol phosphate binding
Source: RefSeq, a predicted model, not a curated record